CACUAAGGCGCCCUCCACCCUAACCCGGGACACCUGACCCUUCCUCUGUCCAGUGGGUUCUGAGUGCUCUUGACAGUGGUUGGAGCCCUAUAGGGUCAGGCUCCUCCUCCUGCCACAAUCCCACCCAGCAGGCCCCAACUCUCCUACACCUCCCGGGCUUCGCACUCGAUCACAGAGCUCCCCCUACUUGUCCUCGCUCCGAUUCCUCCGCUCCUCCUUCCAACCGCUGCUCAGACGCCCUGGGUGCUCUGGAUGCGCUCCAUGAGGGCUCUGCAGAAUGCUCUGAGCAGGGCCGGCAGUCACUGCCGGCGGGGACGCUGGGGUCACCUGAGCCGGAGCCCCCUCCUUGGCGGGCGAGUCCGGCACCACCUCAGUGAGGCCGCGGCGCAGGGCAGGGAGAAGCCGCACAGCCACCAGCCGCAGCACCUGGAUCACGAUUCAUCAGGGAGUGGCAUGCUGUCCCGCUUGGGUGAUCUGCUCUUCUACACUAUUGCUGAGGGACAGGAACGAAUCCCUAUCCACAAGUUCACUACUGCACUGAAGGCUACUGGGCUGCAGACGUCAGAUCCCCGGCUCCGGGACUGCUUGAGCCAGAUGCGCCGCAUGGUUCGGGAGUCCAGCAGUGGUGGCCUCUUAGACCGGGAUCUCUUCCAAAAGUGUGUGAACAGCAACAUUGUACUCCUGACCCAGGCAUUCCGAAAGAAGUUUGUCAUUCCUGAUUUUGAGGAUUUCACUGGCCAUGUGGAUCGCAUCUUUGAGGAUACCAAGGAGCUCACUGGAGGCAAAGUGGCAUCCUACAUCCCUCAGCUGGCCAAGUCAAAUCCGGACCUGUGGGGCGUCUCCCUGUGCACUGUGGAUGGUCAGCGACACUCCGUGGGCCACACGAAGAUCCCCUUCUGCCUGCAGUCCUGUGUGAAGCCCCUCACCUAUGCCAUCUCUGUGAGCACCCUAGGCACCGACUAUGUGCACAAGUUUGUGGGCAAGGAGCCCAGCGGCCUGCGCUACAACAAGCUGUCCCUCAAUGAGGAAGGAAUCCCCCAUAACCCCAUGGUCAAUGCUGGUGCCAUUGUCGUGAGCUCCCUGAUCAAGAUGGAUUGUAACAAAGCAGAGAAGUUUGAUUUUGUGUUGCAGUAUCUGAAUAAGAUGGCUGGAAAUGAGUACAUGGGUUUCAGCAAUGCCACAUUCCAGUCAGAGAAGGAAACGGGGGAUCGGAAUUACGCCAUUGCCUAUUAUCUGAAGGAAAAGAAGUGCUUCCCUAAGGGGGUGGACAUGAUGGCUGCCCUCGAUCUCUACUUCCAGCUGUGUUCCGUGGAGGUGACCUGUGAAUCAGGCAGUGUCAUGGCUGCCACCCUGGCCAAUGGCGGGAUCUGCCCCAUCACAGGCGAGAGCGUGCUGAGUGCUGAAGCCGUGCGCAACACCCUCAGCCUCAUGCAUUCCUGCGGCAUGUAUGACUUCUCUGGCCAGUUUGCCUUCCAUAAGUUGGUGUCUCUCUUCAAUUUCCACAACUAUGACAACCUGAGGCAUUGUGCUCGGAAGCUAGACCCACGGCGUGAAGGGGGAGAAGUCAGGAACAAGACCGUGGUGAACCUGUUAUUUGCUGCCUAUACUGGAGACGUCUCAGCUCUUCGAAGGUUUGCCCUGUCAGCCAUGGACAUGGAACAGAAAGACUAUGACUCCCGCACAGCCCUGCAUGUUGCUGCAGCUGAAGGACACAUUGAAGUUGUUAAAUUCCUGAUCGAGGCUUGCAAAGUGAAUCCUUUUGUCAAGGACAGGUGGGGCAACAUUCCCCUGGAUGAUGCUGUGCAGUUCAAUCACCUGGAGGUGGUGAAACUGCUUCAAGAUUACCAGGACUCCUACACACCAUCUGAGACUCAGGCUGAAACAGCAGCUGAGGCUCUGUCUAAAGAGAACUUAGAGAGCAUGGUGUGAGCAUGGUACACGCACAGUCCCUGCUCAAGAAAAAGCACGAACUGGCCACACAUUUAACCCCUAACCACCAAACAAACACAUGCUAUGGAGAGCCGCACUGCUUCAGUGGGGACCAAGGCAGACCAGUGCUUUCUGUGAGAGUCAAAAUAGCCCAUUCCCUUUGCAGACAAAGUACAGAGAAGUGCCUUGGUGGAUACCUGCAUUAGAGCUUUCCAUGGAGACUGUGGGCUUCUUCAAGGUAUAGCCUAAUGGCCUCGCCCACUGAAAACCUUCCUAGGUCUUCACCCAGGUCCCCUCUCCCUCUCCCUGAAGAAACCAUACGUGAGAGACAGACACUGGGGAAAAGGCUCUAGCUGCCAUGCACAUGUAUAUAUCCACAGAGCUAUGCACCUGGCUUUAGUUGUCUGGAGAAAUCUGCCCCCCUUGGCCAGCAAACAAAAGUUUUAUAGACAGAGAAAGUAUUUUAUGCUCAAAUAAACUUUAAUUACACAAA
Phyllostomus discolor (pale spear-nosed bat) is the source of this 2422-nucleotide messenger RNA. RefSeq names its product glutaminase 2 (gene GLS2). The record is from RefSeq and is a predicted model, not a curated record. Gene Ontology annotation, molecular function: protein binding; glutaminase activity. The coding region runs from base 253 to 1929 and encodes 558 amino acids. The transcript is spliced from 17 exons. NCBI's taxonomy places the organism in Eukaryota, Metazoa, Chordata, Mammalia, Chiroptera, Phyllostomidae. Gene Ontology annotation, biological process: L-glutamine catabolic process.